AUGAGUUACCGAAGAGACAAUAGGUCGUCCAGAUCAUCACUUUUAGAUGGUCUUGAUAGUCUAGAGGAGGGUGGUUUAAGGGCUUCUUCUUCUUACUCACCUGAAAUAAAUGAGCGUGAUAAUGAUAAAGUCAUAGAUACUCUGCACGACAGAGUUUCUUUUCUAAAGCAAUUAACAGGUGAUAUACAUGAAGAGGUCGAGAGUCAUAACAGCAUGCUCGAUCGGGUGGGUAACAAAAUGGAUGGAUCAAGGGGUAUGAUGUUGGGAACCAUGGAUAGAUUCAAGAAGGUUUUUGAGAAGAAAUCGACAAGGAAAACAUGCUCACUUGUGGGAUAUUUCACAGUUGGCUUCAUAUUCAUAUACUAUCUUAUUCGGAUGCUUGGAUAUUUCACACUAGGAUGA
Molecule: messenger RNA, 402 nt
Organism: Lathyrus sativus (Indian pea)
Lineage: Eukaryota; Viridiplantae; Streptophyta; Magnoliopsida; Fabales; Fabaceae
Source: the annotation of a GenBank genome assembly